Molecule: messenger RNA, 2442 nt
Organism: Entrophospora sp. SA101
Lineage: Eukaryota; Fungi; Glomeromycota; Glomeromycetes; Entrophosporales; Entrophosporaceae
Source: the annotation of a GenBank genome assembly
AUGCCUACCUGGAAAGUAAAACAUAUGGGGAUGGCAUUUAAUGGGGAUGAUCUCAACUCUUCUAGAAAAGAUUUAAAUUAUCGUGCAAUUCAAAAUUUUUGUUCAGCGUCUUCAUAUGAUCCAUAUGUACCUAAGGAGGGCGCUGCUGGUGGACCACCUUCAAAAACUGCAGAAAUUCAAAAAAAAAUCGACGAGACAGUAGAAGUUAUGCGUGAUAACCUUAAAUCCGUUGCCGUAAGAGGAGAGAGAUUAGACACUUUACAAGAUAAAACCGAAAAUUUAUCAAAUGAUAACAGUAAGAAAUAUGUUCCAUUAUACGUUUAUGAUGGUUGGUAUCAUAAACCUCCUAAAGUGGCGAUAAACCUUUUACUGCAAGAAAAAUUUGGACCUACACAAUUAAAAAAUUCAAUUGAAAAUUAUUAUUUUAAAAAAAGUUAUCAGGAAGCAUUAAGAUUAUCGUUAGAAUAUAUUGAUUUUGUAGAAAAAUCAAACAAUCACAAUUUAGCUAAUGAUGGUAGUAGUAAUAGCAAUGUUUAUAAUAAUCCCAAUAGAUUAACUAGUACGCGUGAAAUGUUAGAAAUAGCUUCUCAAUGUGCUUUAAAAUUGGGAGAUAUUGAAUUGGCUGUAAAAUGUGCUGAUAAACUGGUUUCAAAUGAACCUGGACAUAUAAACCUUAAAGAUUCGAUCAAAUGGUUUGUUAAAUAUCAGAAAAUUCGUAAAAAUGAUUAUAUUGUGUGGAAAGAAAUUGGUAAAACAUUCAUCAAUCAUUCUGAAAAUAAAACUGUUACCGAUAGUAAUAAUAGUAAUAGUAAUAGUAUAAUAUAUCAACAGUUUGCAUUGAUAUGCUUGAAACAUUCUUAUAAUAUAAUGGUAAAAUCUAAUUGGCAACAUCAUAUAGAUUAUUUAGAAAUCAGAUAUUUGGCUGAAAAGAAAGAAAUUGAAGAUUUAAUAAAUAAUUUAGAUAAAAGAAUUUUACUAAAUGCAGUGAACGCAGUGAAUAUAGUAGAAUUAACUGAUUGGAUAAAUAAUUUAAAGAAUCUAGAAGAAAAAGAAGACCAUUCAUCAAAUAACCUGGAUAUUGGAUCGGAUUUUAUUAGCAGACAAUAUCAACCGCUUAUAAGAGCUGUUAAUAAUAAUGAAAUAAUUAUGCAAAAUAUGAAAUGGGGAUUGGUUCCAUUUUGGACAAAGACAUCCCCGGAUUAUCCAAAUAUCAUUAAUUGUCGUGAUGACUCAUUACUUGAUGGUGGUAAAUCAAUGUUUACAUCGAUGAAGAAUUCUAAACGUUGUGUAAUAAUAGCUGAAGGAUUCUAUGAAUGGCUUAAAAAAGGAAAUAAAAGAUUGCCAUAUUAUACCAAAAGAAUAGAUGGUGAAUUAAUGUUAUUUGCCGGACUUUAUGAUUGCGUAACAUUCGAGUCAUCGGAAGAAAAAGGAGAAACAGGAAAAGAAGAGUUAUACACUUUUACAAUAAUUACAACAAAAUCAUCAAAGCAAUUAUCAUUUCUUCAUGAUCGUAUGCCAGUUGGUGGCGUUGCUUAUCUAGAAAUCAUAGCAAGUUUACCUCAAGCAAAAUUACAUUGUUCGGCUGACGAAGAUAGUCCUUGUGCAAAGGCAAAUUCUACAUUGCUUUUCGGAUGCAAUGGAAUAUUAAAGACUCCUGAUCAAUAUAUUAUUAAUGAAAAUACUUUUAAUGGAACUUAUGAACCUCAAACGAGUACGUUGGCAAAGUGUAUGUGUAAUCAAGAAUUUUAUGAUCAAUUGAGUGGUUGCAUUGAAUGUUUUAAGAACUAUUCAAAAGUACAUUUCGAAGUUGCUCCAGUUACGAGGUUUAAAAUUCUUUGUGCAGACCGUUUCUCAACUGAAUUUACCGAGUCUCCACCUGAGACAAUUAAAUCAAAUAAAACUAAAUAUGUUAUUGGGAUAAGUGUAGCAGUAUUGCUAUUAAUAAUCUUGGGAAUAAUAAUAUAUCUAUGUAUUGUAAAACGAAGAAAAAAUAAAAAUAAAAAUAAGAGAGAUUCGAUGAAAUCCUUAAAAUUGGUAGAUAGCAAUACCGUUAAUACACCAUUAAUGAAGAGUUUUGCUAAUAAGAAUAGAUCAGAACUUGAUGUAUAUUACCCACCACCAACAAGUUUAGAAAAUGUCAGUCAUCAUUAUCCACCACCAAAUUCACAGCAAACACACCCCCCAUCCGAUACUCCAAUAUCACCAGUAUCACAACAACAGCCACCGUCACCACUUCCAACAUCAUCAUCAGAUUAUCAACAACAACAAACUUAUUAUCCAACAUCGUCAAAUCAGCCCGUAAGUAACAUACAAAUCCCAACUCAAUCAGCGUCAGGGGAAAUUCCUUACUAUCCACCACCUGCAAAUCCUUCCGAUUUGUCACCAUACCCCGGACCUCAAAAUAAUAAUCCACCUGGUAGUUAUUAUGGUAACCAAUAUUGA